AUGGAAGAAUACGAUUUGAAGACUACUGCCUCUAUCUCACCCUCCACCUCCUCGCUGGCCACGGUCGAUACGUCGUCGGUUUCUUCACAUCGUCCGCCGCAGCGGCGACCUCUUGCAUCGCAGCGAACUUCGAUGUCGGCAUCACGACGACAACGCAAAGGCUCGCUUGGACACCCCGCUGCACCACCAAUGGCCUAUAACAGUGCUAAACCGGAUGAGGCAGAGGAAGGAGUGGAUGAUGAACUUCUCCAACGACCUCCCACUCCUGAUCUCCGUCGCAUUGAUUUAGACCUCUCAGACCUCUCAGACGGGCUUCGCGUCUUACUCAUUGAGGAUACACAUCUGCGAGCCGGCACGCUUUACCUUGGUAGGUAUCAACACAUCCUGUAUACCGCUCUGGCUUACCCAUUGCUAUCCUAG
Molecule: messenger RNA, 420 nt
Organism: Hydatigera taeniaeformis
Lineage: Eukaryota; Metazoa; Platyhelminthes; Cestoda; Cyclophyllidea; Taeniidae
Source: the annotation of a GenBank genome assembly